UAUCUAUUAUACACAUAUUCAACGUCUUCUUUUCCUAAUCAACAAGAGCAAAAUGACGGAUACAGCUAGAACCCAUCACGAUAUCACCACUCGGGACCCGUAUCCUAUGAUGGGCCGAGACCGAGACCAGUAUGCGAUAAUUGGCCGGGACCAAUACCAAGGGUACGGCCAAGAUUACUCCAAGUCUAGGCAGAUUGCUAAAGCUGCCACUGCAGUCACCGCUGGUGGAUCUCUCCUUGUUCUCUCCAGUCUCACCCUUGUGGGAACGGUCAUUGCAUUGAUUGUUGCCACUCCACUGCUUGUUAUCUUUAGCCCAAUCCUUGUCCCUGCUCUUAUCACCGUCGCACUGCUCAUCACCGGUUUUCUCUCCUCUGGUGGGUUUGGUAUUGCAGCUAUAACUGUCUUCUCUUGGAUCUACAAGUAUGCAACGGGAGAGCACCCAAAGGGGUCAGAUAAGUUGGACAGUGCAAGGAUGAAGCUGGGAAGCAAGGCUCAGGAUAUGAAGGACAGAGCUCACUACUAUGGACAACAGCAUACAGGUGGGGAACACGUCAACACCGACUACCGCAACACCGACCGUGACCGCACCCGUGGAAACACUACUUAAAGCACGCCAUGACUAUAUCAUUAUAGUCCAGCAACUCUGAUGUGGGAGUCCAGUUUAUGAGAAAUAAGGUGUUUAGAAUUUGUUCAGGGUGGAUAAUAAAAGGGGGAAGCCUAUCUCACAUUCCCAUUAGUUUUUUUUUCCUUUGUCAUAAAUAAUGUGCAAGUGUGUUGUGCUCUUGUCACAUGGUACCAUGUUUUUUUGUGUUCUCACCUUAUGUUGUACGUUCAUUUUUUUGUACGUUCUUUCCCUUGUUUGUAUCAUUUUAUGUAGUAACGUCUAUAUAGAAAAUGUCUUGUUUCGUGAGACUA
Brassica rapa (field mustard) is the source of this 915-nucleotide messenger RNA. Its product is annotated as oleosin 18.5 kDa-like. Lineage: Eukaryota; Viridiplantae; Streptophyta; Magnoliopsida; Brassicales; Brassicaceae. Gene Ontology annotation, cellular component: monolayer-surrounded lipid storage body; extracellular region; membrane. The record is from RefSeq and is a predicted model, not a curated record. Gene Ontology annotation, biological process: sexual reproduction; lipid storage.